Gastrolobium bilobum is the source of this 586-nucleotide messenger RNA. RefSeq names its product small ribosomal subunit protein uS14z/uS14y/uS14x-like. Gene Ontology annotation, molecular function: zinc ion binding; structural constituent of ribosome. The record is from RefSeq and is a predicted model, not a curated record. Gene Ontology annotation, cellular component: cytosolic small ribosomal subunit; ribosome. Gene Ontology annotation, biological process: translation. Lineage: Eukaryota; Viridiplantae; Streptophyta; Magnoliopsida; Fabales; Fabaceae. The coding region runs from base 96 to 266 and encodes 56 amino acids. The transcript is spliced from 3 exons.
UUCGAUAUUAGGAGGCUUCAUAGAUUCUCCUAUUGCACAUUCUUCAGCGACUGCGCUUUCGAUCUUGGUAGACGAGAAAAAUCGAAUCAUAGCAAAUGGGACACUCCAACGUUUGGAACGCUCAUCCUAAGAACUAUGGUCCUGGUUCUCGCACUUGCCGUGUGUGUGGGAACCCACAUGGAUUGAUUAGGAAGUACGGUCUUAUGUGCUGCAGGCAGUGCUUCCGUAGCAAUGCCAAGGAAAUUGGCUUCAUUAAGUAUCGCUAAAUGGCUAUUGUUACCUGCCCAAUCUAUUUUAGGUUCUCGCGUUAGGAUGUUAUGAGGAUAUUAUGUUUGAAGAAACUUGAGACUUGAUUUUGGCAUGUAGUUGAUUAUCAGACUUGAUUUGUGGAACUAAGAUUUUUAUAUGAAUUGUUUUGGACUAUUGAAUGCCCUACAACUGAACCUUUAAUCGUUCUGUAGUCUGUACGUGCGUGGGACACUGGUCUAUGCAGCCUUGCAUUUGCAACCCUGUGUCGUUUUUUUUUUUCAUUUUUUGGGGUUUAGUUGUAUUCUAUUAGAAUUAUAUGUGACUUGGUUGAAUUGUC